UCUGUCCUCUCUCUCUCUCUCUCUUUCUUUUUUCUUCGUUUCAGAUAAAAGAGAAAGAAAAAUGCCACCAAACACACUUUCUCUCACCUUCAUCAUACCUUCUUCUCUUCUCACUCUAAAACGAUUCGUUUCGCAUUUCGGGCAUGGAAGGCUUUCUCUAGAAUCUUCUCUCUCUCCUUUGGCUUUAAGGAAAACCAGGGCGGUGGUUAACAGAGGAGAAUUUUAUGCGUACCCCGAAAACGAUGACGUUUUUGGGUAUGAAGAAGAGAGAGAGAGAGAGAAGAAGCUUGAAAGAGCAUGUGAGGUGUAUGUGUGCAAUCUUCCCAGAAGCUUUAACGCAGCACACUUACUUGAUAUGUUCAGACCUUACGGAACCAUUCUUUCUGUUGAGGUUUGCAGGAAUCCUGAGACUGAUGAAAGUAAAGGGUGUGGUUAUGUCACAUUGGGAUCUAUAUACUCAGCAAGAAAUGCGGUUGCUGAAUUGGAUGGAUCAGAUGUUGAUGGGCGUGAAAUGCGGGUUAGAUUUUCAGUUGAGAUGAAUUCUAGAAGGAUGAAUUCUUCCAACAAGAAAAUGAUAUAUUAUGAAGCUCCUCAUAAGUUGUAUGUUGGCAAUCUUGUUAAGACUGUUAGACCUGAAGAGUUGAGAAAUGUCUUCAGCAGAUUUGGGAACAUCGUUAGUUUAAGAGUGUUACAUGAUCAUAAACAUGGGAAUAACCGAGUCUAUGCGUUUCUCUCCUUUCAAUCAGAGGCAGAACGUGACGCAGCAAUGUCUCUCAAUGGAAAAGAAUGUUUUGGUCGUACAUUAAUAGUUAAAGAGGGCGUAGAGAAGACUCAGCCUUGACUGCAGCUUUGGCGUCUGCAUAAAAGAUAGCAGCGAUUAGAUUUUCUACGGAGGAAGAUUCUUAGAUUGUAUGCUUGAGACAUUUUAUUUGGUUUAAAAUUUAGAAAAAUUAAUUUUGAAUCCUUGAAUUUGAUUACAAUGCAUGCUUAAAAUAAAUUAAUCAAAAUCACGUCCACAUGUUCAUAUUCAAACGUGUUUUCAUUAGAGAGUGUGAGAAUUUAUUUUGUAACUCUAAAACAAACGGAUCAAUAUUUGUAGAGGUUCCUGAACAAGAAAAUGAGUACUAUCUGAGUAUUGUAGUAGAGUCGAAAUGAGUUUUGAGCACAAGGUAAGAGCAUUGCAUCAAAUGCUAGUUUAAUAAGAAACACUAUACCAU
Molecule: messenger RNA, 1217 nt
Organism: Abrus precatorius (Indian licorice)
Lineage: Eukaryota; Viridiplantae; Streptophyta; Magnoliopsida; Fabales; Fabaceae
Product: 28 kDa ribonucleoprotein, chloroplastic-like
Exons: 4
Coding region: 62-841 (259 amino acids)
Cellular component (GO): cytosol
Molecular function (GO): mRNA binding
Source: RefSeq, a predicted model, not a curated record